Hipposideros armiger (great roundleaf bat) is the source of this 4694-nucleotide messenger RNA. RefSeq names its product phosphodiesterase 1A (gene PDE1A). The coding region runs from base 422 to 1969 and encodes 515 amino acids. Gene Ontology annotation, biological process: signal transduction. The record is from RefSeq and is a predicted model, not a curated record. The transcript has 15 exons. Lineage: Eukaryota; Metazoa; Chordata; Mammalia; Chiroptera; Hipposideridae. Gene Ontology annotation, molecular function: 3',5'-cyclic-nucleotide phosphodiesterase activity.
CAGGGAGGGACUUAGCUUUUCGGAGCUUGACCAGCAUGUGGAAGGAGUGCUCUCAUGGCUGCAAUAACUUAGGGAGCCCCUACCUGAGUGCCACUGGGGUAGGAAACUUUCUGUUUGUUUUGUGCUGUUUCCGAGGGUCCGGUGCACUUCCCUUGCCCAUAUCAACGUGACUCUUGGUGGUUUUUGCACACCCUGCUCUGUGGGGGAGUGCCCCAACGUGCCUGUCUUAUGUGGCCUCUAUGGACUCACUGCUCAGCUGGCAGAGAGCAGGGAAGUUUUCUCCCAGCACCCAAAAAGAGAAAGAGGAAACUACUUUUUUCUUUUGGGCUCCUGGCAGCACAAUAGAUCAGGAUAAGCUUCCACAUUCCCUCCCUGGAUUUCUGGAGUGGUUUCCAGGAAGAACUUAAAUCUUCACCUUUAAAUGGAUGACCAUGUCACAAUCAGGAAGAAGCAUCUCCAAAGACCCAUCUUUAGACUAAGAUGCUUAGUGAAGCAGCUGGAAAAAGGUGAUGUUAACGUCAUAGACUUAAAGAAGAAUAUUGAAUAUGCAGCAUCUGUGUUGGAAGCGGUUUAUAUCGACGAAACAAGAAGACUGCUGGACACCGAUGAUGAGCUCAGUGACAUUCAGUCAGACUCAGUCCCAUUGGAAGUCCGGGACUGGUUGGCUUCUACCUUUACACGGAAAAUGGGGAUGAUGAAAAAGAAAUCUGAGGAAAAACCAAAAUUUCGGAGCAUUGUGCAUGCUGUUCAAGCUGGAAUUUUUGUGGAAAGGAUGUACAGAAAGUCCUAUCACAUGGUUGGUUUGGCAUAUCCAGAGGCUGUCAUAAUAACAUUAAAGGAUGUUGAUAAAUGGUCUUUUGAUGUAUUUGCCUUAAAUGAAGCAAGUGGAGAACAUAGUUUGAAGUUUAUGAUUUAUGAACUGUUUACCAGAUACGAUCUUAUCAACCGUUUCAAGAUUCCUGUUUCUUGCCUCAUUGCCUUUGCAGAAGCUUUAGAAGUUGGUUACAGCAAGUACAAAAAUCCUUAUCACAAUCUGAUUCACGCAGCUGAUGUCACUCAAACUGUGCAUUACAUAAUGCUUCAUACAGGUAUCAUGCACUGGCUCACUGAACUGGAAAUUUUAGCAAUGGUCUUUGCUGCUGCCAUUCAUGAUUACGAGCAUACAGGCACUACAAACAACUUUCAUAUUCAGACAAGGUCAGAUGUUGCCAUUUUAUAUAACGAUCGAUCUGUCCUUGAGAAUCACCAUGUGAGUGCAGCUUAUCGACUUAUGCAAGAAGAAGAAAUGAAUGUCUUGAUAAAUUUAUCCAAAGAUGACUGGAGGGAUCUUCGGAACCUAGUAAUUGAAAUGGUUUUGUCUACAGACAUGUCGAGUCACUUCCAGCAAAUUAAAAAUAUAAGAAACAGUUUGCAGCAGCCUGAAGGGAUCGACAGAGCCAAAACCAUGUCCCUGAUCCUCCAUGCAGCAGACAUCAGCCAUCCAGCCAAAUGCUGGCAGCUGCACCACCGGUGGACCAUGGCCCUGAUGGAGGAGUUUUUCCGACAGGGAGACAAAGAAGCUGAAUUAGGGCUUCCAUUUUCCCCACUUUGUGAUCGGAAGUCAACCAUCGUGGCCCAGUCACAAAUAGGUUUUAUUGAUUUCAUAGUAGAGCCAACAUUUUCUCUUCUGACAGACUCAACAGAGAAAAUUAUCAUUCCUCUUAUAGAGGAAGACUCAAAAACUGAAAAUUCUUCCUAUGGGGCACACAGACGAUCAAAUGUGAAAGGCACCAUGAACGAUGGAACCUAUUCCCCAGACUACUCCCUUGCAAGUGUGGACCUGAAGAGCUUCAAAAACAACCUGGUGGACAUCAUCCAGCAGAACAAGGAGAGAUGGAAAGAGUUAGCUGCACAAGGUGAACCUGACCUUCAUAAGAACUCAGAAGAUCGAGUAAAUGCUGAAGAAAAACAUGCUGAUACACAUUCAUAGGUUUGAAACAUCAUAAGGGCUUCUGUCAUUUUAAACAUGAGAGGAUAAAGAGAACAGUACUAAAACAUCCUAAAUCCUCAACUUUCCACAAAGUUAUACUCUCGUCUUUCAACACAUGCUUGGUUCAGGCCAUUUUUUUAUGGACUCCGAAAUAAGGAAUUCAUAAGAAGAACAUAAAUUCUGAGGUAGUAACUCUGGCCAAGUAGAACACUCAUAGUUGCUAUCAGAGAUUUUGGCCAGUGCUUCUGUCAUCAUUUUUCCUCCACAAUUGGGCCUUCUUCAAUCAAGCCUGAGAAAAUUUGAAGAUGAAAGUUGGACAGUUUUAAAUUGUCAUCACUUUGAACCCAGUGCAGAAGAUGAGGUAUUUUUAAAAUUUACUCUCUUCCACUGUUUUACAGAAUGCUGUAACUACCAUAUUUUAAGGUCUUAAGGAAAAGGAAAGCAAAAAAUAAAUUAUGGAAAAGUAUUUUGUACGGAGGAGCAGGCCAUUUAGAUUGUCCUUGUUGUUUUAAAUACAUGGAAACAAACUGAGAGGCAGGGCUGUUUGGAAGCUGGAGUUGACGUCAUAUGACAACAAUGAAGCUUUGUAGCCCUGGCCCUGGGAUCUGAUGGACAUGUCGUCGUAACUCUAAAGCUGGGAACCCACAGUGAAACCUGUCCCUGAGACUAGUGAACCAGCCUGCCUCCGUCCCUGUGGCUUCAAAGUACUAAUGCUUCACCUCCAUGGGCUUCAUCACAAUGCAAGUCACACGUUACCUGCAAUCCAAGAUGAUGAUAACCUUCAGCCAUUGUUGGAUACAAAUGCUAGAACUGAGAAUGGAAUUUGCCUUCUGGGGUGUUGAUCAUAUAUUACAGGCCAAGUGAUAGGACAAGAUGUGUGUGUGUGUGUGUGUGUGUGUGUGUGUAUGCUUGUGUAUGUGUGUGUGUAUCUGUGCGUGCUUGUGCGUGUAUUCAAAACUAUCUAUGAGAAAGGAAGCUCAUACUUUUCUGUACAGAUAACCUUAUUUGACAUGGCUUUAUGUUUUACUACACAGAAACAAACUGCCACCCUUGGAGACUCUGCUUCCUUGUCAUGUUUUGCCUGAGCAUGUGCAGAGCUUUUCCUUUGUUCCAAACUGAAGACCUACCUUUAUUCAUCAUUAGCUGACAAAAAACGUCAAGCACAAUUAGGUGUUGUAACUUUUCACUGUGUAAACACUUCAGUGAUUGUGAGACUAAGUGAAUUUGUUUCUGUGAAAGGUAGAAAUUGGAUGGAAAAAAAUCAAGAGUAGCCAGCAAUUAAAGAAUAACAUAAAGGGAGGGUAUGUCUGUCCUAAAAAGCUUUCUGCUUCUUUCCUGGGUUCCACAAUGCUAAGCAAUAUUUUAGAAAUGGAUACAACCAGAAGCUUUUAAGCCUAAGGAGUGUGAUUUUAUAACUCACAACUUAGAUGUCUUUUAAUGUGCAAGCCAUAUUCUAUAUGCAUAUUAGGUAUGCAUCAUUCUAAUUUAAGAUAUAUUUGUGCAUAGACUCUGUAAAAAGUGCUUUGAAAAGUUCUGUGAAUAGGUCCUUAGCUUCUGUCACCUGAAUCUUGCAUAGAACAUAGCUAAAUAAUUGAAUUGUAUCAUAGACAUUAUAAUGCAAUUGCUAUUUUAAAUGUAAGCAGUAAAGAUUGAUCUUUAAUGAUGGGCUGGGGGGAAAUUUAUAGAUAUGUACAUCAUGGUGACUUUUUGUCCUUUAAAAAAAGGUCUUUUUAUUUCUAUUUAUGGAGAAACUAUAAGUAUUGCUUUUAAUGUCUUUUGUAAGUAGCUAUUUACCGCUAGAAAAUAUUCUGCAUUUAAAAUAGAAUCUGACUCUGAAAAGUCUAAUAACUUUUGUUCCUAUUUGAGCCAGUUGUUUCUUGGAAAGCUUUCUGCUUCUUUCCUAGAAUCUCUAGAGGGAGAAACACAAUGAAACACAGCUUCUCAAUUGUCACAGGAAACAUGCCCACUUCGUUUUUUUAUUAAUACUUCAAGACCUAUAGACAUUGUUAUUAAAAAAUAGAUGAAUAUAAUGAAUUUAUUAAUUUCUGUAUGUGGGCUUUGACCUAACUUUCCAGGUUAUAUGACGUAUGGAGGACUGUCCCUGAAUUCUAGAGGGCGUAGAGCAAGCAUGCCCCAUUUCCUCAGAAGGAGAUGCACUUUUUCUUUUCCAAUCGCCAUCCCUUUCUCCCUCUCUUCCCUCGCCUCCCUACUUCUUUCCUUUUCAUUUCUCUAUUUCUCCCUUCCUUCUCUGCUCACUAGUGCUGAUGAGAGAGGAAGCCUGAGCAGAGGUUACAGUGCCCAUCCCUUCUGCAAACAUCAGAGUUAAGUUCAUCAUGAAGAAAAGGAGUGAUGCGUUAGCUGGGCUGCUGCACCUUGAAUGCCCUGCUUUGCAUUUUUAUCCUAAGCUACCUAAUAUAUAGCUAACAUUUCCACAUACCUUUUCAUUUAACCAGUACCUCUUAAUUUUUAACACUGACAAGCUACAAUUCUUGUGUUUUUAUUCUACUGUAAUUCUCAGUAUUUCUUAUUACAUAUAAUAGUUAAAUAAAUUGUACUUGAGGGAACAUAUUGUGAAGUGUUUGGUGUCUGGCGUAAUUCACUUUGGUGGGGCAUUGAAAAGUUGGAGAAAUCAGGGAAAACCAGAGAUACACCAACUUAAAAACUGAUGUGAGUCCUGUCAGAAAGUGAUUUUUGCUCUAUUAAAGACAUAGUCAUUGAACAUUUA